GUACCUGCGGCUGGGCAGCGGCUCAGGUGUUCCGCUGAAGGUGAUGGAGUUUCCAUACGAGGCUGAGCUAGAAGAGCUGUGUCCAGUUUGUGGAGAUAAAGUCUCUGGGUACCACUACGGACUCCUCACCUGUGAAAGUUGUAAGGGAUUUUUCAAGAGGACCGUGCAGAACAACAAGCGCUACACCUGCGCCGAAAACCAGGACUGUAAAAUCGACAAAACGCAGAGGAAGCGCUGUCCUUUCUGCCGCUUUCAGAAAUGUCUCAACGUCGGCAUGAGACUGGAAGCGGUGCGUGCUGACCGCAUGAGGGGUGGCAGGAACAAGUUUGGCCCCAUGUACAAACGUGACAGGGCCCUCAAACAGCAGAAGAAGGCCUUGAUACGGGCCAACGGGCUCAAGCUGGAGUCGAGUCAGUCGCUGCUGUCCCCGAUCCAGGCCGAGUAUGGCUUCACGGGUGGCCUGCAGAGCAUCCAGGCGCUGCCCAAGGGGUUGCUGCACACCACACCGGCUCCCGUCACACAUGCAGACAUUGAACGCGGCACCUACGGACCCCCGGCGCUGGGUAUGACUGGGCAGGGACACGGCCCUGCCCCCUGCCCACUGCCCAGCCAGUACCAGUACGCGCCCUUCCCUAGCCGGGCCAUCAAGUCCGAGUACCCGGACCAGUACACAAGCUCACCAGACUCACUCGGCGGGUUCUCACACCCGGACACCUACCUGACGGCAUCCCCGCAGCCCCCCGGCACACCACCCCAGCUGCUGCUUGAGAUCCUGCGCUGUGAGCCAGAUGAGCUGCAGGUGCAAGGCAAGAUCGUGGCUUACCUGCAGCAGGAGCAGGCGAGCCGCGGCAAGCAUGAGAAGCUCAACACGUUCGGUCUCAUGUGCCGCAUGGCCGACCAAACGCUCUUCUCCAUUGUGGAGUGGGCCAGGAGCUGCAUCUUCUUCAAAGAGCUCAAGGUUGGAGACCAGAUGAAGCUUCUGCAUAACUGCUGGAGCGAACUUUUGGUCCUGGACCACAUUGCCAGACAGCUGCGGCAUGGCAAGGAAGACAGCCUGCUGCUGGUCACAGGUCAGGAGGCGGAGAUCGCCCCCUUCACAGCCCAGGCAGGGGCCACCCUCAGCAACCUAGUGCAGAGGAGCCAGGAGCUGGUGGGGAAGCUACAAGGUCUGCAGGUAGACCGUAGAGAGAUCGCCUGUCUCAAGUUCCUCAUCCUCUUCAACCCCGAUGUGAAACUCCUGGAGAACCAACAAUUUGUGGAGAGUGUCCAGGAGCAGGUGAACGCCACCCUGCUGGAGUACACCGUGUGUAGCUACCCGCAGUUCCUGGACAAGUUUGGCCAACUGCUGCUGCGGCUGCCCGAGCUGCGGGCACUCAGCGUCCAGGCUGAGGACUACCUGUGCUACAAGCACCUGAGCGGCGAGGUGCCCUGCAACAACCUGCUCAUUGAGAUGCUGCACGCCAAGAGGGCCUGUGUGUAA
Messenger RNA from Scleropages formosus (Asian bonytongue), 1480 nucleotides. Its product is annotated as nuclear receptor subfamily 5 group A member 2-like. Gene Ontology annotation, cellular component: RNA polymerase II transcription regulator complex. The record is from RefSeq and is a predicted model, not a curated record. Gene Ontology annotation, biological process: regulation of transcription by RNA polymerase II; tissue development; hormone-mediated signaling pathway. The transcript is spliced from 7 exons. Bases 44 to 1480 code for a protein of 478 amino acids. Gene Ontology annotation, molecular function: RNA polymerase II cis-regulatory region sequence-specific DNA binding; nuclear receptor activity; zinc ion binding. NCBI's taxonomy places the organism in Eukaryota, Metazoa, Chordata, Actinopteri, Osteoglossiformes, Osteoglossidae.